Molecule: messenger RNA, 3247 nt
Organism: Leptopilina boulardi
Lineage: Eukaryota; Metazoa; Arthropoda; Insecta; Hymenoptera; Figitidae
Gene: orion
Exons: 9
Coding region: 480-2417 (645 amino acids)
Source: RefSeq, a predicted model, not a curated record
UUCCAGAGUUCAGUUGGGUCCAAGCUGGCGAGGCCUUCAUUUGUCAGUUACAUGCGUAACAGCCAUAUAGGCAAACUCACAGUUGUUAUAUUAUAUAUAGGUAUAUAGAGUGCGACAGAGUUGUGAUCAGAAAAAUAUUCUGGUUAAACGGGAUCGAGUAUAUUAUAUAGUUGUCGUCAGGAAACUAGAGUUCGUGCCAGGCUCUAUACGCGAGAGUCAUUUUCAAACACCUGUCAUUGCAAAGCAAGUGACGUGUUUUAUCGAAACUCCAUACCAAAAAAAAUAGUGUUCAAAGUGCAAUAAAUUCAAAAGGAAAUUUUCAUCGCGACGCCUUGCAAAAAAAAAAAGAAAAUUAUACCCACACCUUUUGUUUUGUUCGCGAUCGAUUAGUGUCAAUGUAAUGAUUCGAAAUAUAAUUUCUCAGGUAUAUAACUAAAUUUCUAAAAGUGCAUCGAAUAACAGUGAAUAGACAGUGAAAAAUGGGACAGAGACAUUUUUUUAGUAUUUGUCUCCUAAUUAUAGGAGCGAAUGCUGUAAUUCGUAAGGAAUAUUCAAUAAUAGACACAUUGCGACAAAAUCUAUUUAAAUUAGGAGACGAACUCAAUGAUGAAUAUUUUAAAAGGGACAAUACAGUUUAUAAUUUGAUAAAUGUUUAUCGAUAUUUCGGUGACAAUAUUGAAAAAACAUUUGAUCAUUCACCCGAUGAAUAUGUUGAUGCUCUUAAUACAAUUUGGAUAUGGGCAAGAACACAAACAAAUAUGAGACGAAUUAAUGGUUUUUAUAUGAGAUUUCGUGAAAUGCAAAAUGAAUUUAAAGAAAAAAAUGGUUUUGUUAGUGAAAAUGAGUGGAUUAAUUUUGCCAAAAAUAUUCUACAUGAUCCAAAUGUUGCUGUACCUCAAGCACUCAAAGAAAUAACCGAUAAUAUCGUCAGACAAAAUUUAUUUGUUUCAGCUUAUAAGGAAGCUUCAGCACAAAUUUGUAAUCUUCAACAGUCACCACAACAAUUGUUGUAUAAUCUUUAUAAUACCAUUACCCUCACUGAAAUUAAAGGCUACACAAUGAUGCAGUUUUCAUUAAAGCUUUUGAAACUUUACGAAAACGGAUCGUUCACUGAGGAGGCUAAUCAAUUAAAAAGGGAAUUUCAAGAAAGAAUAACUGAAACAUUAAGAGCAGUAAAAACAGCAAUGGCUUUUGCACCUCGAGAUCUAUGGAAAUGUGAUCCAGCCGUUCACAAAGCAGAAGAAACAUACACGGAAUUGAAACAACUUUUCCAAGGCUACAUUGUAAAUGAAGUAGACCUUAACGAUGUAGCAACUUGUAGAGAAAAUUGUGCCUAUUACACGGUGGCAAAACAGCAGAGCUGUUAUAAAAAUCAAUUUUGCUCACAACAACGUCGAUGUAAUGGAAAAAUUGUACACUGUCAAUAUAUUGACUCUGAUAUGUGGAUUUGUCCAUCGGCAAGGAACAGUACUCGAAGAUAUGAAUAUAUCGAAUAUGAAAAUGGACUUAUAUAUGGAAAAAAAGAUCAAUGUCAUAUAGGAACAACAAAAGUUGAUAGUUGGUGGCGUUGGCUUUUCUGGCAUUGCAGCUAUUGUUUCUGUUAUUGUGACGAUCAUAAUUCAAAUUCCGAUCGUUACUUUAAUUUACGAGAAGUCGUUUCCGAUAUUGACAAUAAUAAAGUCGUAACAGGAAUAAGACUACAGAAGGUCAACAAAAUAAUACAUAUUCAAAUUCAAGAGGGAAUUUUACGCGCUCAAGGCAAUAUCGAUCCACAAAGUAUAUCGUGGAAAGAUAUUGACGAUUAUACAAUUUUAGAUAGAAAUGUUAAAAAUGGAAUUGAUUAUCAUACAGUGAGCUGGGAGAAAAGAGGAAUGGAUUUAGAUGAUCUUGUUCCGCCACCAGAUCAUUUAUUAACUGGUUUGAAAUUCAAAUUACUUGGUUCGAAUUUAAAUCUCGAAAUUCGCGCAACGCCAUUUAAUUUUACUACCGGUAUUUUGAUGAAGGAAAAGAGUCGUUGGUAUGCGAAUGACAACACCGAUGCAAAUGAGGGUUUUAACGAACACAUACCAGUUGUUGGCAAGAGGACCGAGCUCAAAUUGGAGAAACCUGACAUUCCAAUACGUUUGGAAUCGAGAGCUGUUCCCGAUUCACGAUCAAAUCAAUUUUUACAUUUUGCACCAACUGAUCUUGGAAAAGACGCGGGACAAACGACAAUACCAUUCCUUGAUAUUCAACCAAUAGUACCAAAGCCACCAGUGCCAAUAGCGGGCGCAGGAAUUUUCCACAAAGGACAAACAGGAUCGGGAGGAUUUGUCGCUUUAAAAUUAAUAACGUACAAUUUUGCCAAACAUUUGGAAAUUGAUUUAUCGCCAUCGAAACCAGUGAUUGGAUUAAGUAACGAAAUCACUGCCUCAUAAUUUAUUUUCUUUUUUUUCUCAUCUUUGGUUUUUUAUAAUAUAUAAAUAUAUAGAAAAAUAAGAACAUAAAAAAAAGAGAAAUACUGUCAGCCAGGUGCUACGUAUAGAAGUAAUUAACCUUUUUUUUUUGUUUUUUAAUUCAUUGUUGUUAAAUAACUAUACAGAAUUAGAAAAAAAACAAUAUUGUUAAGUAACAAUUAUUAAAUGACAAUUAUUAAAUAAUUAUUAACAAUUAACAACAAUUAAUUAAAAUUCAAAUAUCAUUAAUUUGCGUAAAGACACAAAUCUAACAAUGAUUAUUUAAAAUCUUAAUUUUACAUAAAAAAAAAAUGUUCUCUUCGAAAUAAUUUUUUUCUAUUAACGCGUUUUUAUAAUUAGAAUUAGAUACUUUCUUUUUAUAAAUAAAACUUUAAGUUUAUAAAAUUACAUUCGGCUAUAUAAAUAUUUUGUACGAUUUUUUAGUUUAAAGAAAUUACAUAAUUAGCUAUCUAUUUUUGCAUUUCUUUAAACGCCAUUUAUAAUACUCGUGUAUUAAAAGAUUUGAAGAAAAAAACAACACCUCGUUAAUUGGGGACUAAUAAUAAUAAUAAUAAUAGUAUGUUAAUUUUUUUCUCUAUAGAAAGCCAAAAAACAAAAAUAUAUAUAUCAUGGAGUUCAGUAUUGUCGAAUCUCCUUGUAUUGACUCGAGAGAAAUUCUGUGAUUUUACAAUAAAUGAACAAUUUAAUUGUAUAUCUAGUGCUAAAAACUUACAAUGUAUGAAUAAUUCAUUUUUUUUUAAUGGAUGUGAUAAAAAUUUCAUUUAAAAUUAAAAUCUAAAUAAACAUUGAAA